Cydia fagiglandana is the source of this 1459-nucleotide messenger RNA. RefSeq names its product ribosome biogenesis protein NOP53. The transcript has 8 exons. Lineage: Eukaryota; Metazoa; Arthropoda; Insecta; Lepidoptera; Tortricidae. Bases 63 to 1436 code for a protein of 457 amino acids. Gene Ontology annotation, biological process: rRNA processing; ribosomal large subunit assembly. The record is from RefSeq and is a predicted model, not a curated record. Gene Ontology annotation, cellular component: nucleolus. Gene Ontology annotation, molecular function: 5S rRNA binding.
ACUUCAAAACGCGAACUUAUUCGUGUACCACAUGAUUAUAGUAUUAUUUUAAAUAAACAAUAAUGUCUGUUGUUAAGAAAAAGAAGCAUGUGUCCAAAAAGAACAAGAAGGCUUGGCGGAAGCACUGUGAUAUUACUGACGUCGAGGCCUUUCUGGAAGACCAGCGACUAGAGGAAAGAUUAGGUAAAUUUGAAGUUAAACCUGAUGCAGAGUUGUUUGUAGUGGACACCGCAGGAGAUGAAGUGAAAGUAAAGGAAGAGAGGCCCCUCACAGCUAAAGCAAAGAAAAGAGCUAAGCUUGCAGAGACUCCUAAAUGUUAUGAAGUCCUUAUACCCUCUUCAAAGGUUCAAGAUCCCAAUGCAAAGCGUAAUCAUGUUAAUCCAACGGGUACAAAGCCAACAGCACUUAGCAAACUCAAAGAAAAGCGGCGCAUUGAGAAAGGGAUUUAUGAAAAGAAGGCAGAGCUGGCAAAAAAGAAUAGGAAGAUGGCAUUAAAUCAGAAAAGAAAAAUGAAAAGUACCCGGCAAAACUUUGGUUUAGAUCUCUGGGGCCAGGACUUACCCGAAGCUAAGGGCAUUCCAUCAACUCUGGUUGAUGACUUUGUGUCAACAGAGGCUCAGCUUCACAAUGUACUGCCAGAACGCAGGCUGCGACCUAAGCCUCCGCUGGCUAAAACUGUUGUCAACAGGAAGGCUGUUGAGCUGCCUCACCCGGGAGUCAGUUAUAAUCCUUCAUUCAAGGAGCACCAAGAGUUGCUGCAGCAGGUGGUGCAGCAUGAAGAGAAGAUCAUCAAGCGCGGGGAGCACCUGCAGCGCGUCACCACGGGCAUGUUCAGCAAGGUCACCGUGCAGGAGAAGGAGAACCAAUGGCGCGAAGAGAUGAAUCUAAACGAGCAGCCCCACAACCCAGCCGACGAGAGCGGCUCCGACUCCGAGUACCGCGCCGUCAACCCGCCCGUGCAGAACAAGAAGAAAGACCACAAGGCCAGGAGGAAGCAGAAGGAGAGGCUGCUCGAGAAGGAGCGGCUCAAGAGGGAGAAGAUUGAUAAGAAGAAGAUUACUGAUCUUUACAAACUACGCAAGCUCCAGUCGUCCAUAACCACAAAGGAGCAGACACAGGAGAAAGUUCGAGAACUGCGCUCGACGAAACGCGCGGAGAAAGCGGAGACGGCCCCGCCGGCACUGAACAAGAACAAGCCACCGCAGAAGGAACCCGACUUCGUUGACCCUGCUGAUCUGAGCGGGAACCUCACCAGACUGGCCCCUAGCACUAACCUUCUCCGCGAGCGCUUCGAAUCCCUGCAGCAUCGCGGCGCGCUGGCCGCCACCAAGCUGAUGAUGAAGAAGAAACGCAGGGUCAAGAGCUACUUCAAGCCUGGACACAAGGUCACCGAUAAGGAGAUCGAGCGGUAUAUUAAUAAGAAAGAUAUUAAGUAAGCGUUUGUAGAGACGGGGAAAAA